Messenger RNA from Boleophthalmus pectinirostris (great blue-spotted mudskipper), 1192 nucleotides. RefSeq names its product secretory calcium-binding phosphoprotein 1 (gene scpp1). The coding region runs from base 98 to 1012 and encodes 304 amino acids. The transcript has 10 exons. The record is from RefSeq and is a predicted model, not a curated record. Lineage: Eukaryota; Metazoa; Chordata; Actinopteri; Gobiiformes; Gobiidae.
ACAGACGGGCUCUGAUUGACUGGUACUGCUCUGAAAGGACAAGUGUUUCAUCACAGAAGUACUUCAUCACCAAAGGAUCCUUAGCGCAGAAAACAGAAUGAACAUUUUCCUGAUAUCCGUUUGCCUUUUCUGUGCUGUCUUUGCAAACCCAAUUAUCAAUUUAGAUUUGGAUUCACCAGCACUAGACAAAAACACGACAGAAACUUUGUUGGUUGCACAAUCAUCUGGAAAUGACACCUCAAGUUCAGCGUCAGAAUCAUCAGAAUCUGUAGAAUCUCCAUCCAGUGAGAAUAGUUCAGAGUCAGAAUCAUCAGAAUCUGUAGAAUCUGCAUCCAGUAAGAAUAGUUCAGAGUCAGAAUCUGUAGAAUCUGUAGAAUCUGCAUCCAGUGAGAGUACACCAGAAGAAAGUGACUCAGUUGAAUCCAACGAGAACACUCAGAUGUUGGUUGAAACAAGCGAUGACAGCAUGGCCAGUGAAGAGAAUGUUAGAAAGAGCUGGGUACGAGUAUUUGCGACAGUUGUUCGAGAUGGUAGCGCAGAAGACAACAGCAGAGAAAUGAAAGAUCAGCAGCCAGAGAAGCUUAGCAAAUUAUCAGAAAAGCAGCCCAUGAUGGCCCCUACGACGAAGACUCUAAAACAGAGCGGAGUGUCGCUGCUCCAGAACGCCCAGGCCGUCAGUGAGACCAGCAGUGAGAGCUCUGAAAGCAACAACCACACGCCUCUCAUCAUGACCGCCACGGCAGACAGCAGCCAGAGCGCGAGCAGCGAGAGCAACGAGACCUCCUCAUCCUCCUCAUCCUCCGAGGCAGAGCCUGACAGCGUGCAGAGCUCCGAGAGUCACGAGGACAGCGACAGCGCGGAGAUGAACCAGAUUAAAAACUGUGUGAACGGAACCCAGAGCUGCGAAAGCGAAGAGUACGUGUUCCAGGACAUAGGAGAUGAUGCCAAUUACUCUGUGGACAACUUGAUGGUGCUCGAUGAGGACGACAGGGAGCUCAGCCUCAGAAGAUAACAUUAUUCAAAUAUAUGAACUGAGCAGUGAUAAUACGCAUUAAACCAUAGCCACUGUACGACCUGCCUGUAACUCAGAAUGUCUUGUUUUCCCUGUUUUCAUAUGAAGUUUCACUUUCCACAUUGUGCAAAUAUUUAUGUAUCAAAACAUUUUCGUUUAUGAAUAAAAAUGUGUAAUUUA